This is a messenger RNA of Pseudovirgaria hyperparasitica, 2067 nucleotides long. Its product is annotated as nucleotide-diphospho-sugar transferase. Gene Ontology annotation, molecular function: glycosyltransferase activity. Gene Ontology annotation, cellular component: cytoplasm. NCBI's taxonomy places the organism in Eukaryota, Fungi, Ascomycota, Dothideomycetes, Acrospermales, Acrospermaceae. The transcript has 6 exons. Bases 1 to 2067 code for a protein of 688 amino acids. The record is from RefSeq and is a predicted model, not a curated record.
AUGGCGACAAUGGGAGAGGAUGUUUACUGUACGCUUGUUAUGAGCGACAACUACCUCAAAGGGGCUGCGGUGCUCGCCCACUCGUUACGAGAUGCUGGAACCAAGAAGAAACUGGCCGCGCUCAUUACGUUGGACACACUAUCGGCAGCCACGAUUGCCGAGCUUAAGGAACUAUUCGAUUAUCUAAUUACGGUCGACCGCAUUCGCAACCCAAAUCCCAAAAACCUGUACCUUAUGGACCGCGCUGAUCUUUCUUUUGCGUUCACAAAAAUAUACCUCUGGCGGCAGACUCAGUUUAGAAAGAUCGUCUAUCUGGAUGCAGAUAUCGUGGCGCUCAGGGCUCCAGACGAAUUAUUCGAGAUUGACGCACCCUUUGCCGCAGCCCCUGAUGUAGGCUGGCCAGACGCUUUCAACUCUGGGGUCAUGGUCCUGACACCAGAUAUGGGCGAGUAUUGGGCGCUGCAGACUAUGGCAGCGUCCGGCGACAGCUUCGACGGAGCAGAUCAAGGCCUGUUGAACCAAUACUAUGAGCAUAGAGACUGGCAGCGACUCUCGUUCACGUACAAUACUACUCCCAACGCGCAAUAUCAGUGGGAGCCGGCCUAUCGUCAUUAUAAGAGAGACAUCAAGAUGGUACAUUUCAUCGGAAAGCAGAAGCCCUGGAUGAAAGCGCGGCAGUCAGCGUCUGGACCUGGAGUAUAUAAUGAGCUUUUGAGCCAUUGGUGGGCUGUAUACGACCGGCAUUCGAAGCCCCCUAUUGCGCCCCCGGCUUCACACACUGUAGCGACGGCCAAAGAAAGCGAAUCGGAUGACACCAGUAAGGAACGGGCUAACGUCCAAUCCGAACCUGUAGUACUCUCGCCCCAUGAAGCAUCGCCAGAGGGUGAUGCGCCACCUUCUAUAGAAGAGCCACUGCCGAAUCCUUCUGACAACGCAGAAGUGCUAACCGAUGACUUACGGGAGGAGCGUUCUGAACCCAAGCCUCGCGAGUUUUCAGCCCCACAGAUGGAAUGGGAUGCAACCAGAUCCGCCCCGCCAGCCGAGUCUAGGCCGGAGGCCAUGGAUUUCCCCGUCCAGCAGUAUACCUUCAACGACAGCAGGCAAUUGUUUCAACCACCCAAGUCAUAUCCGGAACCGCCUAAAGAUAUGUGGUAUGAGGUCCCGCAGGAAAAACCAGCCGCAGAAGAACGACCUAAACCCAUUUUUCCGUGGGAGAAAGAUCGUAUAGUGCCUAAGGCAACUCGUGUAUUUGCAGACGACCAACCGUCACCUCAUUCGACGCCAUGGCAGUCUUUAUCGAUGACAUCUGAACUUGAGGUCGACGCGGUGCCAUCGGCUUCUUCGACAACCCAUAAAUCUUCCACAGAGACGUGGCAGUCGUUCAACAACCGAUCUGUGAAUGCCUGGGACGCGGUGCCAGGUAUAGAGAACUAUAUUCGCUCCGUUAUGGAACAACAGUCUCCAAGGAAGAACAAGUCAAUGGCGAUCCAGAUACCUUCAACCGAAGGUCAGAUAUUAUCACCGCCGCUUGAUACCGCACAGCGCAGAGAGAGCCUGAUUUUAACUGAUUUCCCAACAGCUAUUGAGCGACCGAGUCUGCCAGUCACGCCGGCUCCCAUACGAAGACCGACAUUCUGGGGUGAAGAGAGAGAUGAGACUGGAGCACUACCAGCUGCAGACGGAGUGCCAGAUCAGACCGACUGGGUACGUGAAAAGCUGUUUGUUUGUCCUCAGUGCGGUUUUACAUCUCAUGAAUCCUCCUUCAACGCAUCGAAUCCACCACUCUUUGAUUCUGCCAACGUUGUGUCUCGUGUGACCACAGUUGAGCACGCCCCUGAUGUUUCCACUGAACCAGUUUCAGUUGCGAUUGAAGAAGUGGAAGCACCUGGCAUUGCACAGAAUGAGGAUGCCUUCGAAUCAGAAGGCUCGAGUCCGCCAACAUCACCGCAGCUUCUACCACUCAGCUUGCACCCUCCACCUGCUUAUCAUUAUUAUACCCUCCCCGAACAUUUGCGUCCUGUAUCCAAGCUUGCACCCAGUCUACGACUCAAUUCCCAUCAGAUUUGA